ACUUUGACGUAAGUCGUAACACCGGUUAGAUGUGGGUUAGAUCUUUCUUUAGUAAAAAUUGCAUUUUAGUUAAACUCAAGCCUAACCGUGAUUCCAUUGCAGUCUUUAGAGAAAACCAAAACUGCGUGCAUUUCAGAAUCCAAAAAAUAUCUUUCGCCACUAUGUGUUCAAAACCCCUGCAACUUGAUAGACUGAAUAAAUUGAAGGAAGAAUACUACUCGGACACCAAGAAUGAGUUGGCACAGAAUGCUUGUACCAGAUUUGAUCCAUUUGAAGUGGCAAUAUCCAAGAAGAGAACUGACACAUGUUUGCAUGUUUACAAUAUUAAGAUUGAGUCUGAAGGUAAACCAGUAACUAACCAAGAGCACUCAGGGAGAUGUUGGUUGUUUGCUGCACUAAAUGUGAUGCGGUUGCCUUUUAUGAAGAAGUAUGGUAUAGAAGAAUUUGAAUUUUCGCAAACCUACCUAUUCUUUUGGGACAAAAUCGAGCGUUCUCACUACUGGCUAAACAACAUCGUGACCACUGCCAAGCAGGGUGAGAAGUUAGAAGGACGUCUAGUCAACUUUUUGCUUCAUGAUCCAAUAAACGAUGGAGGUCAAUGGGACAUGAUAGUGAAUUUGGUCAACAAAUAUGGUCUUGUACCCAAAAAGUUCUUCCCAGACGCCUUCAGUUCGCGUAACAGCAACCAUAUGAAUAUGAUUAUCAAGACCAAGUUGCGGGAAUAUGCCAAAGAGUUGCGCGAUAAAGUAUCGUCGGGCGCCUCGGACGAAGACAUACAAUCGACCAUAGACAAACAGAUAGCCGUUAUUUACAAUAUUGUUGCUACAUGCUUAGGUAUACCACCAGAGAAGUUCACUUUCGAAUACUACAACAAGGAGAAGGAGUACAAAACGUUUGGUCCGCUCACGCCGCAGGAGUUCUAUGAGAAGCACGUCCGUCCACUGUUUAAUGUUGAUGACAAGGUGUGCCUAGUGAACGACCCGCGCGAGCUCAACCCGUUCGGCAAGCUGUACACGCUGCAGUGCCUCGGGAACGUGGUCGGCGGCCGCCGCACCGCCUACAACAACCAGCCCAUCGGAGUGCUCAUCGACGUAGUCUUAAAAAGCAUACGAAGCGGGGAGGCGGUCUGGUUUGGAUGCGAAGUGUCGAAACGGUUCGAGAGGAAGAAUGGCCUUGAAGACUUGGACGCCCACGACUACCGGCUGGUGUUCAACACGGACGUGCAAGUGGGCCUGCCCAAGGCGGACCGGCUGCUCUACGGCGACUCGUGCAUGACGCACGCGAUGGUGUUCACCGCCGCCGCCACGGACGCGGACGGCAAGGCGACAAAGUUCCGCGUAGAGAACUCUUACAGCGACAAGGAGUACGACAAGGGCUACCUGCUGCUCACCGAGCCUUGGUUCAGAGAGUUCGUGUUCGAGGUGGUUGUAGACAAAAAGCACGUCCCCCAAGCAGUGCUGGACGUGUUCGCGCAGGAGCCCACCGUGCUGCCCGCGUGGGACCCCAUGGGCACGCUCGCCUGUCCCGUGUGCACUAACACAUAACGAUUAACUACUUCGGCUUGUUAUAUAAUGUACUACAAACACACCACAGACAUUAGCGUUGGGGGAGGGGGGGGGGGGGGUUGUGGCAGUGUGCCCACCCUAUCAAUAUGAAAUUCUAUUAUGAUAAUAAUAGACUUGAUGUCGGGGACCAGGGCCACCCUAGGAAAUAAUCUUAGUUACGCCAAUGACCACAGAGGAUUUUUUUUAACUAAAAACUAUACCUUCUCUAAAAAAAUAACAUUUAAAUAAUUUGAUUAUGGCUCAAAACCUCUGAGAAAUGAAUUAACUGCAUACAAUUUCUAGUAGUAGGGGACUAAAAACAUAGAACUGCCAUUAUUCAACCAUUGAUGUGUUUUAACCGACUUCAAAACAAAAGAUCUCAAUUUGUACGUUUUUUUUGUUACCUCAUAACUUGUCAUUUAUUAACCAAUUUUGAAAAUUCUUUUUUUUGUUUGAAAAAGUAUACUUAGACGAUCAGUUUUAUCGGACGUCAAGCCUGAUUGCUGACUUUACACACAGUAAAACACUUAGUGCUGCGAUGUGGUGUGCUUGUACUAUGUGUGUAUAUCAAAUGUAUUAUGAACGUAUUAUUAAUGAUGUUAUCCAAUUAUUUUGUACAAUGUAUAAUAAUUAUGUAUAUUACGAUGAAAAAAGAAAUUUGAGCAUAUUUCAGUUUAUGUAUUAAAUUCGUAUUUGUCGUUGAUAUGUACAGAAUCAAUGAAAUUUAAAAAAAAAACUUUUAUAGUCGUUUUAUACAUGGAAAUAAAAUGCAAUGGUUUUUAAAAAA
Molecule: messenger RNA, 2331 nt
Organism: Bicyclus anynana (squinting bush brown)
Lineage: Eukaryota; Metazoa; Arthropoda; Insecta; Lepidoptera; Nymphalidae
Product: bleomycin hydrolase
Exons: 12
Coding region: 30-1544 (504 amino acids)
Biological process (GO): response to toxic substance; proteolysis; L-homocysteine catabolic process
Cellular component (GO): cytoplasm
Molecular function (GO): cysteine-type aminopeptidase activity
Source: RefSeq, a predicted model, not a curated record